UUGCCAUCUAACGACAACCCUCAGAACUAUUCCAGCAUUUCCUGCACAACUGUCAUUAGUGUCAUACUGUCAUUAGUCAAAUACAUCUGAGUAGUGUCAGACGAUAGUAUGCACGUGUAUUUAAAAAAUUACUCUCCAAUUUUAUUUAUUAUAGUAUAAUUUAUAUUUUUAUAUAAUAAAAGUUUUAUAUUAUCGUGCGUAUAUUUCAUUCUAUGGUGUGAUCCGCAAGCCAUCAAAAUGUCUAUGCUUGCGGAACGUAAAACUAAGCAAAAGUGGUCAUUAAAUCCACGAGGAAAAGCGUGGAGUGAAGACUCCAGUAAAUUCGGCCAGAAAAUGUUAGAAAAAAUGGGGUGGUCGAAAGGCAAGGGCUUAGGACCUAGGGAAAAUGGUAUCUGCGAGCACGUCAAAAUCCCGUACAAAAACGACAGUAAAGGUAUGGGCUAUAAAGACAGAAACGACCAAUGGACUGAACACGAUACAAACUUCUCUGCUUUGCUACAGUCCCUCUCUGGUGAGAAACCACCAGAAAACAGUGUUACAGGGUCUUCCCUUGAGGCUAAAUCCCAAAAUUCGAGAGUACGGGUGCAUUAUAAAAAAUUCACUCGAGGAAAAGAUGUAAGCCGUUGGAGCGAAAAAGAUUUAGCCAACAUUUUUGGCAAAAGAAGUCUGAAAGACUCUCCCAUGGUGUCGACUUGUGAAGACAGCAAUGAAACAAAAGAGAAUCAAACUGAUUCCGGGUUUGCACGUAAUAGUGGUUCUAUGGUUGAUUAUUUUAAGAAAAAAUUGCCAAAUUUUGGAAAAACUAAUAGUUAUGUGGUUGGCAACAAUGGGGUAUUGACAAAAAUGGAGGAAUCUGAAGAUGAAGAUCGAGUUGGUUUUGGGUUUGAGAAAAAGAGAGCAGGAGAUGACGUGGUAAAUGGGACUCCAAAGAAAAUGAGGAUGGAAGUGGGAGAGGAAGAGAAGGGAUUGAUGAAUCCCGCUUUUGAUCCGAUGCACAGUAACAUUGAGGUACAAAAACAUGUUUUGAAUACAAUUGUUGAAGAGAGUGAAGAAUGUGAAGUGCAUAUCAAGAAGAAUAAGAUAAAACUUGAAAUAGUCACUUCUGAAAAUACAUGUGACAAUUCUAAUACAAAACAAGAGAAAAAGAAAAAGAAAAAAACUGGUCAAGCAGAAGGAAUAACGGAAAAUAUGUUUGAGAUUGCUGAACAAGAAAUAGGGAAAAAUGAUUCAGAAGAAUGUCAAAAAAAGAAGAAGAAGAAACGAUCAGCACCAAUGGAUAAUCCAUCUUUUGAGGAAAACGACGAUAAGAAUAUGGAUAUUCAAACAAAUGACACGUUUGAAGUAAAGAGAAAGAAAAAGAGGAAAACCAAGACUAAUUUGGUAGAAACAGAAAAUGAACAUAGUAGUCAGAAUGGUUCUAUUCAUACUGAAGUAAAAGUCAAUAAAAAGAAAAAAAGUGCUGUUUCUCCUGGAAUAGACAAUCCAAACUUUGACAAUCUGGAAAAUGUUGAAACCAACAGUCACAAUAGUGAUUAUGAAGUUAAAAGAAGUCAAAAGAAAAACGAAAAUUCUGGAAUAGAAAAUCCGAAUUUUGAUUACAUGGAAGAAAGUCCAGUUAACAGUCACAACAAUGAUUAUGAAGUUAAAAGAAAAAAAAAGAAGAAAAACUUGAACUCUGAAAAUACAAAUUUUAAUGAAGUGGAAGAAUGUCAAAAUAACAGUCAUGGGUAUGAAGUUAAAAAAAGAAAGAAGAAAAAUGACAACUCUGGAAUAGAAAAUCCCGAUUUUAACGUUUUAGAAAGUAGCCAAAACAGCUGUCAAAACAAUGAAUAUGAAGUCAAAAGAAAAAAGAACAAAGGUAGCGAGAGUUCAGGCGUAGAAAACCCAAAUUUUGACAUAAUGGACGCUAGUCAAAAUAGCUACAAUGACAGCACUUUUGAAGUUAAGAGAAAGAAGAAAAAGAAGAAAGACGUGGCAGUUGAUAACCCCAGUUUUACAGCAUGCAGCGACGAUAGUCAAAUUAGCAAAAGGGAAGAAAGUGAAGACAAAACUCAGGAAGAACCUUGUUUAGAUCUAGUUUUGAACAUCACCUCAACUCCAAGUUUGCCAAAGGCAGAGUCUUCAAAGCAGUCCUCAACAAAAAAAAGAAAGAACGUAAGAUUUAGUCACGUCAACGAAGAACGCAUAAUUUCAAAUAACGAAGAUAUAGAAAAUAGAAAUGAACUUUUUGAUAUAAAUUCCAGAGUAAUAUCUGAUGGUUUAAACGACACAAGUACAAACCUAGAUCUAGAUGAAAUAUCCAAAAAAAUCGACGGUUUUCAAGCAGAGGUCGAAAACGACAUCAACGAAGCCAAAGUCAAUAAAUUCAUAGGUGAGGUUGGCAGUCCUGAUGGCGAAAACGAGAAGUUACCAGAAGGAACCAAACUGAAAUUCAAAAAUGCAAAUUUCGGUAGAGUACCAGUGUUUAUCAACAGGAACACAUCAAGAGCAAAAACAUCCUAUAAACACUUAAUAAAAGGAGACAUCAUUUUAGGUUUUAAAAACACAAAUUUACACGAAAUUGUUGGUUAUGGUGUAAAAAAAUAAAAACAAAAAACUAAA
Messenger RNA from Zophobas morio, 2601 nucleotides. RefSeq lists its product as uncharacterized. Gene Ontology annotation, molecular function: nucleic acid binding; telomerase inhibitor activity. The transcript is spliced from 3 exons. Lineage: Eukaryota; Metazoa; Arthropoda; Insecta; Coleoptera; Tenebrionidae. Gene Ontology annotation, cellular component: nucleolus. Bases 238 to 2586 code for a protein of 782 amino acids. The record is from RefSeq and is a predicted model, not a curated record.